This is a messenger RNA of Sorex araneus (European shrew), 1614 nucleotides long. It is a transcript of the gene EPOR, whose product is annotated as erythropoietin receptor. Bases 85 to 1614 code for a protein of 509 amino acids. Gene Ontology annotation, cellular component: external side of plasma membrane; membrane. Gene Ontology annotation, molecular function: protein binding; erythropoietin receptor activity. Lineage: Eukaryota; Metazoa; Chordata; Mammalia; Eulipotyphla; Soricidae. The record is from RefSeq and is a predicted model, not a curated record. The transcript has 8 exons. Gene Ontology annotation, biological process: cytokine-mediated signaling pathway; positive regulation of cell population proliferation; hemopoiesis.
UCCGGCCGAGGGAGCAGCUGCUGACCCAGCUGUGGACUGUGCCAGGGAAGGAGGAAGGGGGGGCCGGAGCCCUGGGGCUGCAUCAUGGACCCCCGGGGCCUGCCCCUCUGGCGGGGAGUCGGCUCCCUCUGCCUCCUGCUAGCUGGAGCCGCCUGGGCUCCCCCUUCCACCCCCACGGACUUCAAGUUCGAGAGCAAAGCGGCCAUGCUGGCGGCGCGCGGACCCCAAGGACUCUUCUGCUUCACGGAGCGGCUGGAGGAUCUGGUGUGCUUCUGGGAGGAGGCGGCCGGCGCCGGGGUCGGCCCCAACAACUACAGCUUCUCCUACCAGCUCGAGGGCGAGCCCUGGAAGUCGUGUCGCGUGCACCAGGCGCCCACGGCCCGAGGCUCGAUGCGCUUCUGGUGCUCGCUGCCCACGGCCGACACGUCGAGCUUCGUCCCCCUGAAGCUGCGCGUCGGGGUGGCUCCCUCCAGUCCUCCGUUCUUCCAAAAGGUCAUCCACAUCAACGAAGUGGUGCUCCUGGACCCUCCCGUUGGGCUGCUGGCCCGGCGGGCCGACGACAGUAACCACGUAGUGCUGCGCUGGCUCCCGCCGCCUGGGGCCCCCAUGGCCAGCCUCAUUCGUUAUGAAGUGAAUAUCUCCACUGGCAGCUCCGCAGGGGGCGCGCAGAGGGUGGAGAUCCUGGACGGGCGCACCGAGUGUUUGCUCAGCAACCUGCGGGGCGCGACCCGUUACACUUUCGCCGUCCGCGCUCGAAUGACCGAGCCCAGCUUCGGUGGCUUCUGGAGCGCCUGGUCGGAGCCUGCAACGUUGGUGACGGCUACCGACCUGGACCCGCUCAUCCUGACGCUCUCCCUCAUCCUCGUGCUCAUCCUGCUGGGGCUGGCCGUGCUCGCGCUGCUCUCCCACCGCCGAACGCUGAAGCAGAAGAUCUGGCCUGGUAUACCAAGCCCCGAGAGUGAGUUCAAGGGCCUCUUCACCACCCACAAAGGGAAUUUCCAGCUGUGGUUGUAUCAGAACGAUGGCUGUCUGUGGUGGAACCCCUGCACCCCCUUCACGGAAGAUCCUCCUGCUCCCCUGGAAGUGCUUUCUGAGCGUUGCUGGGGGGUGAAGCCUGUCCUGGAGCCAGGGACUGAGGACCAGGGACCCCUGCUGGAACCAGUAGUCACUGAGCAUACACGGGACUCUUACCUGGUGCUAGACAAGUGGCUGCUGCCCCGGAGUCCCUCUGGUGAGGACCUCCCAGGGUCUAGGGACUCUGUGGACCCAGCAGCCUUGGCCGAUGCCUCCGAAGCAUCCUCUUGUUCCUCUGCCUUGGCUGCAAAGCCUGGGCAUGAGGGGGCCUCAGCAGUCAGCUUUGAGUACACCAUCCUGGACCCCAGUUCCCAGCUCCUGUGCCCUAGACCGUUCCCCCCUGAGCUGCCCCCCACGCCACCCCACCUAAAGUAUCUGUACCUCCUGGUAUCCGACUCUGGCAUCUCAACCGACUACAGUUCAGUGGCCUCUCAGGGAGCCCAAGGGGGGCCCUCCAGUGACCCCUACCCCAACCCUUAUGAGAACAGCCUGGGACCAGCCACGGAGACUUCGCCUCCCAGCUACGUGGCCUGUUCCUAG